AUCGUAUGAUAUUUGUUUGUUAAUACCCUCUUGAUCUUAGUAUGUUAAUAUCAUGGUUUUGUUGUAUGACCUCAUAUUUAAGCCUGUACAGGUUUACUAUAGCUGCAUGCGCAAGAAGCUGGUGGUGGGUCACCAAGUACGGUUCUGUUCUUGAAUCAUCCGCCAGUGCAGUUCAGUUUCUGCCAUUUGGAACAACGAUAACCUGGCGCGAAGCUACCGGUGGCAUAGCCAUUAGUGCUAAACGUCCAUGGCUCAUUUUGGGAGAUCCAAUGUUUCACUCCAUCACCAAGUUCCCUGAAGCAAAGCUCCGCAUGGUCUCGAAGAUCAUUCCCGAUGGACUCAAGAAACCACCACAUUCAUCUUCUAAAGCUUGGGGAACAUCCCAAUGGAAGAUGGUCACAAAUGCCUAGAUGCCUGAAAAUUCAUUUACAUAUAAUUAACUCCCAUAAACACAUGAUUUACAU
This is a messenger RNA of Rubroshorea leprosula, 464 nucleotides long. The record is from the annotation of a GenBank genome assembly. Lineage: Eukaryota; Viridiplantae; Streptophyta; Magnoliopsida; Malvales; Dipterocarpaceae.